AUGGUGCUUUUGAUCUCUCUUAGUUCGCAGUAUUUGGGCAAGCGAGUGGGGUGUUCGGCAGGGCCGUGGAUUAGCCUCAGUCGUGGGGUUGCGCUCGCAACGCAGCGGUGUGGGAGCUCCUCUUCGACGUUUCCUCCGUCUUCUUCUUCUUUGUCUUCAAAUAAUCAGGCAGAGAAUGGAAGUGGGAAGAACGUUGGGGGAAAUGGUCGUGGAGGAGGGGCCGCCCAAGACAUGGCGGCGUCGGAUCCGACGAACCCGUCUUCUCCAUCGAUAAAUCCUUCCUCCAAUUCUGAAAAGCGCACGGGGAAGUCGGAGAAGAUGUCGAUCACGAUUCGAAGCACCCCUGCGCGCCCCCACACCUGGCAGAUUCCCCCUCAACGUAGGAUCGCCCCCACCUCGUCAGGGGCGACGACAUCCGGUGGAUUUCACCCCCCCUCGCCGUCGGGAUCGCCCGCCAACGAAGGAUCUUUCCCUCCCCCUUUUGGCGUCGUGCAGGAGUUUAAACCGUUUGUGGAGCCGGUGAAGCGGAUUAUUUUCAUCCGAACGGGUUUGAGCGAGGCGAACGAGGAUCUGAAUCGGUAUAUCGAAACCCCGGACUGGAGCAUUCCGCUUUUGGAAGAGGGCAAACGGCAAUCCACCCAGGCAGGGCGUAAAUUGGCCUCCAUUGUCGUCGAGGAUCCCGUGUAUUUUUACUUCUCGCCGUAUAUUCGAUCACGGCAGACGUUGCGGUAUGUUUUGGAAGGUUUCGACGAGGAAACGCGCUCGCGAAAUAGCCAAUGCUACCCGUGGUGGGAGGCCCCUGAGGGGACCACCUCCUGCGGCUGCGAGAAAUCCUCUUCUUCCUCUUCCUCCUCCUCCUCAACAACAACAACACCAACACCAACCACAUCCUCCUCAUCGUUUCCUACAGAAUCGAAUCACGGGAUUUCAUCGGAGCGGGGUGUGGGGGGGGGGUUGUUGAAAAGUCCGCGGAGGAUCCGUCGUGGGCCCCUCGCGGCACCCCCGGCUGCCGCAUCGCCGGGAUGUCGGAGGACGUUCGCCUUCGCGAUGGCGAUAUCGGGCGCUACAAAACCGCCAGCGAGUUUCUCUUCCACCUCAAAGAAGCCGAGGCGUAUGGGCGAUUUUUUUACCGCUUUCCAUUUGGCGAGAGCGGCGCGGAUGUGUGCGAUCGGGUAA
Molecule: messenger RNA, 1176 nt
Organism: Phytomonas sp. EM1
Lineage: Eukaryota; Euglenozoa; Kinetoplastea; Trypanosomatida; Trypanosomatidae
Source: the annotation of a GenBank genome assembly